This is a messenger RNA of Talaromyces atroroseus, 1668 nucleotides long. Its product is annotated as Phosphoglucomutase. The record is from RefSeq and is a predicted model, not a curated record. Gene Ontology annotation, biological process: carbohydrate metabolic process. The coding region runs from base 1 to 1668 and encodes 555 amino acids. Gene Ontology annotation, molecular function: magnesium ion binding; phosphoglucomutase activity. Gene Ontology annotation, cellular component: cytosol. Lineage: Eukaryota; Fungi; Ascomycota; Eurotiomycetes; Eurotiales; Trichocomaceae. The transcript is spliced from 3 exons.
AUGUCGGUUCAGACCGUGUCGUUGACCCCCUUUCAGGACCAGAAGCCUGGCACUUCUGGUCUUCGUAAAAAGGUCGUUGUCUUCCAGCAGCCCAACUACACCGAGUCCUUCGUCACCAGCAUCCUGCUCUCCAUUCCCGAAGGCGUCGAAGGUGCCUUCCUCGUCAUCGGCGGUGACGGUCGCUACCACAACCCAGAAGUCGUUCAGACAAUUGCCAAGAUCAGCGCUGCCUAUGGUGUGAAGAAGCUCCUGGUAGGACAGAAUGGCAUUCUGAGCACCCCGGCUGCCAGCCACCUGAUUCGCAAGAGGAAAGCUACGGGCGGUAUCUUGCUCACCGCUAGUCACAACCCUGGAGGACCCACCGAGGAUUUCGGUAUCAAAUACAACCUCGCCAAUGGCGCUCCGGCUCCUGAAUCUGUCACCAACAAGAUCUAUGAGACCUCAAAAUCUCUGACCUCGUACAAGAUUUCCCAGUUGCCAGAUGUCGAUCUUACCAAGAUUGGCACUCAGAGCUAUGGACCACUCGAAGUGGAAGUUGUCGACUCGGUCACUGAUUACGUGGACUUCUUGAAGGAGAUCUUUGAUUUCGACCUGAUCCGCGGCUUUUUGAAUACCCACCAGGACUUCAAAGUGUUGUUCGAUGCUAUGCAUGGUGUUACUGGACCUUAUGGUGUCCGCAUCUUUCAGAAGGAACUGGGUCUCCCAGCAUCGAGUACCCAGAACUGUGAACCAAAGUCAGAUUUUGGAGGUGGUCACCCAGACCCGAACCUAGUGUAUGCACACGAGUUGGUUGAAGCGGUGGACAAGAAUGGCAUCCAAUUCGGUGCCGCUAGCGACGGCGACGGCGACCGCAACAUGAUUUACGGUGCCAACACCUUUGUGUCUCCUGGAGACAGUCUGGCCAUCAUUGCUCACCACGCAAAACUCAUCCCUUACUUCCGCGACCAAGGUGUGUACGGGUUGGCUCGCUCGAUGCCAACAUCCGGCGCUGUGGACCUGGUUGCCAAAGCUCAGGGCCUGCAGUCAUACGAAGUGCCUACUGGAUGGAAAUUCUUCUGUGCACUCUUUGACAACAAGAAGAUCUCGAUUUGCGGUGAAGAGAGUUUCGGAACUGGCAGCAACCACAUUCGAGAGAAGGACGGUGUUUGGGCUGUUGUGGCGUGGUUGAAUAUCAUUGCCGGUGUGGCCAAAGAGAACCCUAGCCAAACGCCAAGCAUUGCCUCUAUCCAGAACGAUUUCUGGAAGACUUAUGGCCGUACCUUCUUCACUCGCUACGACUACGAGAAGGUCGACAGCGAUGGAGCGAAUAAGGUCAUUGCCGACUUGACCGAGUUGAUCAACAAGAAAGACUCCUUUGUCGGCUCUACAGUUUCUGGCCGCAAGGUCAUCGAUGCUGGCAACUUCUCGUACACUGAUCUUGACGGCAGCGUUAGCAAGAACCAAGGUCUGUACGUCAAAUUUGAAGACGGUAGCCGUAUUGUGGUUCGUCUCUCGGGGACUGGUAGCAGCGGCGCCACGAUCCGACUCUACAUUGAGAAGCACGAGCAGGAUGCAAGCAAGUACGCUGUGCAGACUCAGGAGUACCUCAAGGACAACAUCAAGUCGGCCAUUGAUCUGCUCAAACUUAAGCAUUAUAUCGGACGUGAGGAUCCUGAUGUGAAGACCUAA